This is a messenger RNA of Cylindrotheca closterium, 1242 nucleotides long. The record is from the annotation of a GenBank genome assembly. NCBI's taxonomy places the organism in Eukaryota, Bacillariophyta, Bacillariophyceae, Bacillariales, Bacillariaceae.
AUGGUUAUUUCCUUGGAUCGAAAUGCACAACGUCAGGUCGACCAAUUUCAGGGAUGGGCAGCAAAUUGUGGAGUUGAGGCAGAUAACGGGUUUUGUUUGGUGGGCGGAAUGGUGGAUGGAAAUGAAGAUUACCACGCGGUCACUUCCACUGGGGCGUCACAGGGAAAUAGGGUCUUGGCAGUUCCCAGUGAGAUGAUACUAUCAGCCUCUCAGAUUGCACAAGAAUUUCGAGGAUAUGUGGAAUCGGCUCUACAGAGUCUAGAGCAAAAAGGCUAUUUACAUUUGGAACCACACUUUCACUUGUUUCUAAAAAUACUAAUGGAAUACGAGAAGGGAGAAAGUUCGGCCUAUUAUCCUUGGUUGAAUUCCCUGCCCCGCCGAUGGAAUACGGCCGUAUCCUUUGAUUACUUUUGCAUGUCAACGCUCCCUCCUUAUAUCAAAAAAAUAUGCCAGAAGAAACGUGACGAACUCUCUGCCUUUCAAGAGUCGCUCAAAUAUUUUGACUACAUUCUUCCUGAAACCAAAUCUGACGACGAACUUGUGAAGUUUGCCUACAAUGUUGUAAUGACUCGCAUCUUGCCUUCACAAGAAGACCAUAAUAUUGUUCCAGCUGCUGACUACUUCAAUCAUGGUAAUGAAGCCAAUAUUGUCAUUUGUUACAACAACAACAACAACAACGAACAGACAACAGCGAACUGCGAAGUCUACGCGUCACGAGACAUUGCCCCUGGAGAAGCACUGACAUUGACUUAUGACAUGCCUACAAACCCAUCACAUCUGUUGGCGACCUAUGGGUUUUUGAACGAAGCACCCGCCACCUACUGCAAACUUCUCUUUACCAAUCCGUCGGAAAAGUUGAAACAAAUUGGAUACGAUCCUUCCCAGUUGUUAUUUUCUACACAAGAUGGAAGCAUUUCCUCUCCAAUCUGGGAUGUCAUCUUGUAUUCCAAGUUGGAGCGAACUCCUGGCAUGGCCGAAGCCAAGAAUGCAUUCUACGAAGCGCACAUGAGUGGUGACGAAGCGACAAAGUUUGCCAUUCACUCCCAGUUCCAAGAAGCAACUUGUACCGUUCUGCUGGAGCAUGUGGAGACAAUUCUCAAGGAGGUAUCGCAGCUAACUUGUAUGAUGGAGCAAUUUCGGGAUGAAGACCGACACCCACGACUACCACUGCUCAUGGAGCAUCAUGCCAUGGUAACAUCGACCUUUUCCAAAGUCCGCUACAAUCUUCGUUCCAUGUAUUAA